AUGGUUCAGAUACUGUCUCAAAGCCCUGCCUCUUCAUCUCUUACAUCACCCAACAUUGUUGUGGUAGGAGGUGGUGCGAGCGGUCUUGCAAUUCUCCUUCAAUUGAUCGAGAGAGCUAAAAGUGGGAACCAACUUGGAAGAAUUGUCGUUUUAGAAAAGAACAGAAUCCCUGGUCCGGGCCUGGCCUAUUCAGAUGCCUGUACUGGCACAAUAUUGAACAUGCAUACCGAUACAAUGGGACUGUACGUCGACCAGCCCCGACAUUUUUCUCAAUGGCGAACAAAUUUGAAAGAAGGCGACUUUCCCUCUCGCCAGAACUAUGGGGAAUACCUUCAAGCCACCUGGGCCCAAGCAAUGGAUGCAGCUCAGCUGACUGGAUUGAUGGUUUCUGUUAUCCAUGAAGAGGCCAAAGAGAUCGACCGAUCCAAUGACGGCGCCUUCACUUUGACACUUGGAAAUGGAACACACCUCAGAUCGCAGGCCGUCAUUCUUGCACUCGGCAAUUUCAGCUCAGUCUUUAAUUCUCAUCUCAUCAACCUUCCCGGAUUCUUCGCGAGCCCGUGGCCACUGCCUCAACUAAGAUCUAUCACACCUGACUCUUCUGUUAUUAUCGUGGGUUCCCGGUUAUCUGCUGUGGACGCUGCCACCUACCUCUCUGACAACGGCCACCGAGGCACUAUUACUUUGAUGUCUCGUAGUGGUCGCCUUCCUAAAGUCCAAGGAGACCAGACUACCUACCCGCAUCGCUAUGCAUUAUACGAACUUGCCAAGAAGACCGAAUCCGACCCUCAAGACAGCCUUCUCCAGGUGAUGAGUGGUCUAAUGGAUGAGCUAUCACGGGCCACAGAUGGCGACUGGAGUUGGAUUCUAGACGAUUCAUCUCCGGUGAAGCAAAUUCGACAGGACAUCAAAGCUGCACUCACUAGCCAGGUCCAGUGGCAGGCCGUGCUACGUGGAACGGCUCCAGUCAUUGAGCGAUAUUGGAAAUGUCUGUCUCCAGGAAGUCAACAGCUCUUCAUGGAGAAAUAUCAUAGUAUAUGGAUGAGGUUCCGUCAUGCAAUGCCCGCGCAAAAUGCGCAGAAGAUACUCAGGAUGCUGGAAAGCUCCCAGUUACAGAUCGUUCGAGGAGACUCUAUGAACUGGGAUGGCACGUUCAAAGCGCAGACUUCAGCUGGCAUUGUUGAGGCCCCGUUUGUUAUUGAGGCCACUGGUCAAGAGUGCAGUCUCGACCGUAUUCAAUCGCCUCUUAUCCAGUCUGCACUGAAAAACACCCUUAUUACGGCUCAUCCUAGUGGUGGGAUAAUCGUUGACUUUGACAGCUUGAGUGCUUCACCAGGGCUUUACGCCAUCGGGUCCCUCACUUGUGGUACACAUUUCUAUGUGAGUGCCAUCGACCGGAUUGUAGCCCAUGCUGCUCGUAUUUCCUGCAGUUUGACGCAGAACCCCUGCGCCCGGUCAUUGCAUGUGGCACUCUUCUGUGGGUCUGAUCUUUUCUCCCACCUUAUAGUAAGCAGUCUAGUCCCUCAGCUUCUUGCUGCCGGUCAUGUCCCUUUCGUCUACCUGCCGAAACACAAGGCUAGCCGCAGCGCUACUUCAUUCGACCUUCAAGAGCUAGCCUUUUUCGAACGAGAAUUGCUACAGCAGUACAUUCUACCUUACUUCAAAGAUGAGACCCUUGAAGGCGCCACGCAUAAAACAGUGGACCAAAUCCGAACCACAUACGGAGUUCUCGUUGAAGAAGUACCCAACGUCAACAAAAUGUCCUUUAUCAAGACACUUGCUAGACAUCACAUCAGCGUUGGCUUAUCAGUGCGGUGCUACCAGCGAUUCAAGUCGGACAUCAUUCGCUACUUUUCCAAGCCUCGACGUCUGCUCAACCUCCACCCUGGUACGCUUCCUGCCUACCGUGGAGUCAUGACGACCGUCCGGGCUAUGAAGAACAAGGAAACUUACUUCGGAUAUUCCCUUCACGACAUCGACGAGAACUGGGACUCGGGAGAUGUUAUCAAAAUCCGCGAGCAUCCUAUAGACUACUCUAAGUCGAUGCUCGCGUUCAUGGGAGAAGUUUAUAACAUGGGGGUGGCUGUGGCGAUGGAUGCAUUCGAUGCUAUUGCCAGAGGAAAAGAGCUACCGAAAACACCCCAAAAGUCUGAAGAAAGCGAGUAUUAUACAUUUCCCACAAAUGAAGAAUUGCAGGAUAUUCAGCGGAGUGGAAUCCGCUUGGUUGAUGCUGAGAGCAUCGUCAACAUCAUUGUGGAGUCCUUCGCACCGCCCAGGGGACAGGAAAAAUUUCGCGCAUAUAUUGAAUCGGCUGUGCAGGGUUGGUACCGCCUAAAUAUGGCUUGA
Messenger RNA from Penicillium atrosanguineum, 2346 nucleotides. Its product is annotated as Potassium channel voltage-dependent beta subunit KCNAB-like protein. The coding region runs from base 1 to 2346 and encodes 781 amino acids. Gene Ontology annotation, biological process: biosynthetic process. The transcript has a single exon. The record is from RefSeq and is a predicted model, not a curated record. NCBI's taxonomy places the organism in Eukaryota, Fungi, Ascomycota, Eurotiomycetes, Eurotiales, Aspergillaceae.